Molecule: messenger RNA, 4138 nt
Organism: Chiroxiphia lanceolata (lance-tailed manakin)
Lineage: Eukaryota; Metazoa; Chordata; Aves; Passeriformes; Pipridae
Product: rho GTPase-activating protein 39
Exons: 14
Coding region: 110-3895 (1261 amino acids)
Biological process (GO): signal transduction
Cellular component (GO): cytoskeleton; cytoplasm
Molecular function (GO): GTPase activator activity; heme binding; protein binding
Source: RefSeq, a predicted model, not a curated record
GGGGGGGCAGGGGAGCCAUGGGAGCCACCGGGAACACCGGGAAUACCGGGAACACUGGGAAUACCGGGAACGGCGGGAGCAGCGGGCAGCGGUAGAGCCGCCGCGGAUCAUGGCGGAGAGGCUGGAAUGGGUGGAGAUCAUCGAGCCUCGCACGCGGGAGCGCAUGUACGCCAACCUGCUGACGGGCGAGUGCGUGUGGGACCCGCCGGCCGGGGUGCGCAUCAAGCGCACCAACGAGAACCAGUGGUGGGAGCUCUUCGACCCCAACACCUCCCGCUUCUACUACUACAAUGCCACCACCCAGAGGACCGUCUGGCACCGGCCCCAGAACUGCGACAUCAUCCCCCUGGCCAAGCUGCAGACCCUGAAGCAGAACACGGAGUCGCCGCGGGCGUCCACCGAGAACAGCCCCGGGAGGAGCAGCAACGUCAGCAGGGAGGGGAGCACCGGCUCCUCCCUGGAGCAGGAGCUGGAUGGAGGGGGAGGAGGAGGAGGAGGAGGAGGAGGAGGAGGCAGCGAGAAGCUCCCGGAGCAGAGGGCGGGCAGGCAGGGCCCCCAGUACGGGCUGGGCAAGGAGGAGGUGGAAAGCUCGUCGCCUUCCGGAGUGUUCGAGAAGGAAUAUGAGAUUUACCGGGAUUACAGCGCCGAGGGGCAGCUCCUGCACUACAGGACGUCGUCGCUGCGAUGGAACGCCGGCACCAAGGAGCGGAUGCUGAUCAAGGUGACGGACCGCGAGCCGAGCUUCCUCCUGCACCAGGGCAACGGCUUCGCCCCCGAAUCCCAGGCGGGGUCGCGCUCCCGCCGCCCCUCCGGCGGCCAGCAGUCCCCCAACCUCCAGACCUUCUCCUCCUCGGACGCCGACGGCUCCGUGUUCUUCCCGGAGAGGAAGGCGUCGCCCUUCCUGAAGAGGGCCGAGCUGGCCGGGAGCUGCUCCCCGCUGCUGGGCCGGGGGGACCCCUUCUGCUCCCCGCUGCAGGCGCAGCAGCACCGCAAGCACUCGGCCGAGUCGCAGCCGUCGUCGCCGCGCUACGCCUACGAGCCGCCGCUCUACGAGGAGCCCCCCAUGGAGUACCAGGCCCCCAUCUACGACGAGCCCCCCGUGGACAUGCAGUACGAGCCCGGCGGCGGCGGCGGCGGCUACAAGGCCGGCUCGCCCCAGAAGUCGCCGGUGCGGAAGCCGCACCCCUUCCUGCAGUCGCCCAAGCAAGGCUCCAACUCGCCCUACCAGCAGCUGGUGCUCACCAAGCAGAAGUGCCCCCCCGACCGCUUCAUGAGCCUGGAGUACAGCCCCGCCGGCAAGGAGUACGUGCGCCAGCUCGUCUACGUGGAGCAGUCGGGCUCCAGCCCCAAGAUGAAGACGGGCCUGAGGCACAAAUACUCCCCCAACCCCAUCGGGGGCUCCUACUCGCUGCAGCACAGCCCCUGCCUGGUGCGGGACCAGCGCCUGGACGUCAAAUCCGGCGACUACAGCAGCAUGGAGGGGCCCGACUUCUGCCCCGGCCCGGCGGCCCCGGGCGAGGACUCCAUGUCGUGGUCCAGCCAGCAGGACACCUUGUCCUCCACCGGCUACUCGCCCUCCACCAGGAAGAGGAAGAGCCGGAAGCCUUCGGUGGCCCACGAGCCCAACGCCUCGGCCGCGGACGGCCCCGGGGAGAGGGAGGUGCUGGGGGAGCAGCUGCCGGGGGACGAACGAGCCGCCCCGGGGCCCAACCGCUCGCCCAUGAACCGGACGGAGAGCAAGGCGGCCGAGGCGGAGGCGGGACGGGGCUUCCCGGAGCCCUUCCUGGCGCAGGCCCGCCUGGCCUGGGAGGCGCAGCAGGCCCAUUACCACAUGAAGCAGAGGAGCAGUUGGGAUUCCCAGAAGGACGGAUCCGGCUACGAGAGCGACGGCGCCCUCCCCCUGCCCAUGCCGGGCCCGGUGGUGAGGGCCUUCAGCGAGGACGAGGCACUGGCGCAGCAGGAGAACAAGCACUGGAAGAGGAACACCUUCGAGAAGCUGGGCUUCCCCCAGAUCCUGCUGGAGAAGAGCGUCUCCGUCCAGACCAACCUGGCCUCUCCCGAGCCCUACCUGCACCCGUCCCAGUCCGAGGACCUCGGCGCCUGCGCCCAGUUCGAGAGCAGCCGCCAGACCAGGAACAUGAUGCCGAGCGCCAGCUGCGUCUUCCCCACCUUCAACCUGCGCAAACCCUCCUCGGAGACGGACAUUGAGAACUGGGCCUCCAAGCACUUCAACAAGCACACCCAAGGGCUCUUCCGCCGCAAGGUCUCCAUCGCCAACAUGUUGGCCUGGAGCAGCGAAUCCAUCAAGAAACCCAUGAUCAUGACCAACGACCGCAACGUCAAGAAGGAGGCGUGCGAGAUCUUCAAGCUCAUCCAGAUGUACAUGGGCGACCGGCGGGCCAAGACGGACCAGCUCAACGUGGCCUUGGAGAUCGCCACCAAGGGCUGGAGCGUGCAGGGGCUGCGAGACGAGCUCUACAUCCAGCUGUGCCGGCAGACCACCGAGAACUUCCGUUACGAGAGCCUGGCCCGGGGCUGGGAGCUCAUGGCCAUUUGUUUGGCCUUUUUCCCCCCCACUCCCAAAUUCCAUUCCUACCUAGAAGGAUACAUUUACCGGCACAUGGACCCGGUGAAUGACACGAAAGUGACGCGGCACAUCCGUCACCUCCUGGAAAGGACCAAUCAGAAGAAACCCAAAUUGCGAAAGAAACCCAAGCCCCAAAUCGAGGAGCACCAUGGGGUGGCCAUCAGCACUUACGCCAAGUACUGCUACAACAAGCUCCAGAAGGCGGCUCUGACCGGGGCCAAGAAGGGCCUGAAGAAGCCGAACAUCGAGGAGAUCCGCCACGCCAAGAACGCCGUGUUCAACCCCUCCAUGUUCGGCAGCUCCCUGCAGGACAUCGUGGCCAUGCAGAAGGAGCGAUACCCCGACCGGCAGCUGCCCUGGGUGCAGACCCGCCUCUCCGAGGAGGUCCUGGCGCUCAACGGGGACCAGACCGAGGGCAUCUUCAGGGUCCCCGGGGACAUCGACGAGGUCAACGCCCUCAAGCUGCAGGUGGACCAGUGGAAGAUCCCGACGGGCUUGGAGGACCCCCAUGUUCCUGCCUCCCUGCUGAAGCUGUGGUACCGGGAGCUGGAGGAGCCGCUGAUCCCCCACGAGUUCUACGAGCAGUGCAUCACCCACUACGAGAACCCCGAGGCGGCCAUCGCCGUCGUCCACUCGCUGCCCAGGAUCAACAAGAUGGUGCUGUGCUACCUCAUCCGCUUCCUACAGGUACUCACGGGCGGCCCCGGCACCCCCGGGGGCAGCUCCCGGCCCGGGGGCUUCUCCGGGGCUCACUCAGCCGUGUCCCCGGUGUCCCGUGGGCAGGUGGAGGUGCAGGACGGGCCGGACGAGAACGGGGAGAUGUUCAUGAGGCCCGGCAAGAUCUCCGACUACUUCCCACGGCCCUACCCCAACCCCGAGGCUGCCAGGGCGGCCAACAACGGGGCACUGCCCCCCGACCUCUCCUACAUCGUCAAUGCCAGGCACGGGGGUGAGGAUUACGUGUUCUCCCUGCUGACGGGGUACUGUGACCCCCCCGCGGGGGUGUCGGUGCGGGAGGGGCUGCACUACAACCCCUACUUCCCGGGCCAGGCCAUCGGGAUGGCCCCGCCCAUCUACGACGAGGUGCUCGAGUUCGAUGACGGGACCCCCGCCACCAUGUCCCAGAUCGCCAAGGACGUUUGCACCUUCCUGCGCUGGGCGGCCGAGCCCGAGCACGACCACCGCAAGCGCAUGGGGCUCAAGAUGCUGCUGAUCUCGGGCAUGCUGGUGCCCCUGGUGUACUACAUGAAGCGGCACAAGUGGUCGGUGCUCAAGAGCAGGAAGAUGGUUUAUCGACCCCCCAAGUAGGGGGCCCUCGGGGGGGCCCCCCCCGGUCCAUCGGCCCCCCCCCACCCCAAACAGGGGGCAGGGGGGGCCCCCCUCGGUCUGCCAGCCCCUCAAACGGGGGGUGAAGAGCAGGGGGGUGUCUGUUUGGCCCCCCAAGGAGGGGCAGGGGGUGGGUCCCCGCCCCCCCACCGUGUAUUUAAGCCGAGCCCCGACCCCGGGGGGGGCUCCAGGCACGGGAAUAAAGGCUCGGGGUUCCACGGGAAA